AUGCACGGGAAUACUUCAAAAUGGCUCUGCAUUAUAGUUUACGUGACCAUGUUACUACAGACUCAAGCUCAGAAAUAUAAUCAUCAUUGGGAUAAAGCUCCGAGGUGGGGCUGGCCGAGGUUUACCUAUUGGCCGAAUAGGCCUACAUAUCAAGUUCGUUUUAGUGACAGAAUUUCACUUGUCAUUCUUAAUAUUCCGAACUACCAAAAUAGGACUUCAAAGUACACGGUUAUUGCGCCGUCAGUUCUUAUUGACCACAGUCGAGUACUUACGGCAUACAACCCUUUAAGAGAGAUAUUAUUUGAUCCCGAUAUUGCAAAUGAAUUGGUUGUAGCCUUCGUACAAAGUUAUACGCAGAAACAUGUCGUAGGAGUGCACAUAGCGAGAAUCAUAUGCGCACGUCAAAUAGUAUACUUGCCAGAAUUUCAGGUCAAAUACUGGCAUGGAUUCGAUCUAAUGCAUUCCCCUGAACAUGACUUGAUGAUAUUAAGAGUAGAAGAAGAAUUUCCGUACCCUAAUUUCUCAACAUAUUAUGACUAUACGUGGGAUAUUGAAUUUAGAGGCUACGGAUAUGUUGGUCCCCUCUGGACAUUUCUCGCUAAGAGUAAUGAUAAACUAUCUGGAGGUGCGAAGAUUUUUUCCUUAGGUUUCAGUAAACGGGAAAUGACAGAAUAUACAAAAAUUCAUGAGCUUUAUGUGGAAGUGUCAGCAAAUGUUGUGGACUGUCGGGAGUGGAUGCCAGUGGAAUGGGGAUAUUUUAUCUGCGUAAAAAAUGAACACAACUACCACGGAAUUGGGGAUGGCGCCAUGUUAUAUUCUAAAAAUAAAUUAUACGGAGUUGGCUCCUUUACCAUGUAUAGGAACAUUACCUCGAGUGUUUUUGUAUUUACGGACGUAAGAGUUUAUAGAGAACUUGUGGAACAUGCCUGUACGGAUAGAGAGGUUACUUAUUGGUGUGAUCUGAAACAUGGUUUGUUAGAGUCUAAGUACCAAGGAGGAAACAAUUACCUAUGGGUCAGCUUGGAGCGAUACGCGCUUGAAAUAGGAGUCAUAUACUACCCUGGUAAUACUAAUUACAAGGAAUUCCUUCAAGAAUAUGAUGCACAGCUAAAAGAUCCAUAG
Molecule: messenger RNA, 1122 nt
Organism: Helicoverpa zea (corn earworm)
Lineage: Eukaryota; Metazoa; Arthropoda; Insecta; Lepidoptera; Noctuidae
Exons: 3
Coding region: 1-1122 (373 amino acids)
Source: RefSeq, a predicted model, not a curated record